Molecule: messenger RNA, 1167 nt
Organism: Echinococcus granulosus
Lineage: Eukaryota; Metazoa; Platyhelminthes; Cestoda; Cyclophyllidea; Taeniidae
Product: N(2),N(2)-dimethylguanosine tRNA methyltransferase
Exons: 5
Coding region: 1-1167 (388 amino acids)
Biological process (GO): tRNA N2-guanine methylation
Cellular component (GO): nucleus
Molecular function (GO): RNA binding
Source: RefSeq, a predicted model, not a curated record
AUGGGGAAAAGGGAAUUUGGUCCCAUUCAUCAAGUUGGCAAAUUUGCUGAAGAAGAGGGCGCUAUUACUUUGGUUGGAGGAGGGGAGGGGGUCAGUUUGAAGACAGGUCCUCUUGUGCCCACGGCGCGUACUUACCAUCAUGGUACAUGCGUAGCCUACGUCAUCCGCACUACGUCCAUGUGUUGCAUACUCAUCAGUUCAGUUCUUGUGUACUUUUACGUAACCUCUCUCUCUCUCGCCGACAUGGUGGUGAUGGCCACCCUACUGCGUUCUGUAAUGGCGACGAAUAGAGGGGAGAGCCAACACACUACAUCAGGCAUCCUGUCUGACAGUCGCGCGCUGCUCGGCUGCAAUCGCUUAAUUUGUCUUUUGAUGUUACAACAGGAGGGGGGUGAGGGAAAGGAUGAGGUGAGGCAGUGCAUCUCCACCCUGAAGGACAAAUUUCUCACGGCCAGGUUUCGCGGAGUUGUGAGGUCUCAGGAAACAGUGACGAUACCGGAGUGGUUGACCCUGGCGGAGGGGGUGCGGUCGCAUCCACUAACGGAGAAAAUAGUAGUACCGGGCACCCUGGACCGCCUCAUUGGAGUGCUUAGUGUUGCGACUGAGGAACUGCCCGAUUGUCCGCUCUACUUCCAGUCGGAUCGCCUUUGUGCCACCCUCCGCACUGUCGUGCCAAAAAUCGCCCUCAUCAGGUCAGCCCGCCUGUCUGUCUGUUCGACUGUCAGCAUAGCCCUCUACGAGAACUCUGGAUGGCUGUGGCAAGCUUGCUUAUUAUCGGCACUUCUCAAUGCCGGUUACCGCGUCUCCUUCUCCCAUGCGGCGCUGAGUUCCAUCAAGACGGAUGCGCCGAUGUCCUUCAUUUGGGACGUGAUGUGUGCGUGGAAGCGGAAGCACGAAGCUGAGGUAAGGGCUCAAAAACGUUUGAGAUCUCCAACACCACCACCACCGAGGGAAGGGGACAAUGUUGAGAUAGGGGAUGAUGAAAAGACAACGGAGUCGAAGAAACAAAACAAGUGUGGCAGGAAGCACCCACCCAGCGAGGCGGCUCUUCGCGUUGUCGACAGACUGAUGUCGCGUCCACCCAACCCAGCGAUCUCUUUUGAUCCCCAUCCUGACGCCAAUCCUCCCUCGCGGGCUAGUGGACUUUUGAGGCAAGUUGCAGCAUAA